Messenger RNA from Pseudonaja textilis, 1226 nucleotides. RefSeq names its product queuine tRNA-ribosyltransferase catalytic subunit 1 (gene QTRT1). The record is from RefSeq and is a predicted model, not a curated record. Gene Ontology annotation, cellular component: cytosol. Gene Ontology annotation, molecular function: tRNA-guanosine(34) queuine transglycosylase activity. Lineage: Eukaryota; Metazoa; Chordata; Lepidosauria; Squamata; Elapidae.
GGCAGUGACAUCAUAUGAUGUCUGGCGGCAGAUCUUCUUAUUGCUAUGUCGGCAACGCUCUCCCUGCGCGUGGUUGCAGAAUGUAAGCAGAGUAAGGCUCGUGUUUGUGAGCUGCGACUACCGCAUGGUCUCGUUGAUUGCCCGGUCUUCAUGCCUGUCGGCACGCAGGGAACCAUGAAAGGACUCACCGCUUUGCAGCUAGAUGCGCUGGGAUGCCGCCUGUGCUUAGGCAACACCUAUCAUCUGGGCAUGCGACCCGGACCAGAGCUUAUCAAAAAAGCUAAUGGACUCCAUAGCUUUAUGAACUGGCCAAGAAACCUUCUCACAGAUAGUGGUGGUUUUCAGAUGGUAUCUCUGGUGGAGUUCUCCAAGGUGACAGAGGAGGGAGUACAUUUCUGUUCUCCUUAUGAUGGCAAGCAGAUUCUGCUAACACCAGAAAAAUCAAUUGAAAUACAGAAUGCUCUUGGCUCUGACAUUAUAAUGCAAUUAGAUGAUGUGAUCAGCAGCACUCUCGGUGGCCCGCGUGUGGAAGAUGCCAUGUUAAGGUCUGUUCGCUGGUUGGACAGAUGUAUUGCAGCACACAGCAAACCUAACCAGCAGAAUUUAUUCGCUAUUAUUCAGGGUGGGCUGGAUCCUAUCCUUCGAAACAAAUGUCUAGAAGAGAUGACUAAACGAGAUGUGCCAGGUUUUGCUAUUGGAGGUCUCAGUGGUGGUGAGGCCAAAGAUCACUUCUGGAGGAUGGUAGCCCUCAGCACAAAACAUCUCCCAAAGAACAAGCCUCGCUACCUAAUGGGAGUUGGUUAUGCUACUGAUCUGGUGGUGUGUGUAGCCCUGGGCUGUGACAUGUUUGAUUGUGUCUAUCCCACAAGGACAGCACGCUUUGGUUCAGCUUUGGUCCCCUGGGGCUCCCUACAGCUGAAGAACAAGCAAUAUGCUAAGGAUUUCCGACCCAUUGAUGAAAACUGUACUUGCCCUACCUGCCAGAGAUAUAGUCGAGCUUUCUUGAAUGCUCUCUAUCCUAUUGAUUCAGCUGCCAAGCACCACAUUACCAUCCAUAAUAUUGCGUACCAGAUGAACCUGAUGCAUUCAAUUCGCGAAAGUAUAACUGAGCAAAAGUUUCCACAGUUUGUUCAGAAUUUCAUGAAGACGAUGUAUGGGAACUCCAGCAGCUAUCCCCAGUGGGCUAUGGAGGCCCUGGCCUCAGUUGAAAUUAACCUGGAGUAAGA